CUAAUGUCAAUUAAUUUGUUACCUAAUUGAUGCAUUUUCAUAAUAUUUUUAAUAUAAACUUAUUAUGUACUAACAUUAACAAAAAGUUAUUUCUCUACAAAUAAUAGUAUGUGAUAUAGAUCAUUAAAAAAUGUUAGCAGCGAAAGUAAAUACUGAGACAGAAGAGCAGAAUAGGAUAAGAUUCCAAGUGGAGCUGGAGUUUGUUCAAUGUUUAGCUAACCCCAAUUAUAUUCAUUUUCUAGCACAAAGAGGAUAUAUGAAGGAGCAAACAUUUGUAAACUACCUGAAGUACUUACAGUAUUGGAGAGAGCCAGAAUAUGCAAGAUAUCUCAAAUAUCCAAUGUGUUUGCAUUUCCUAGAACUUCUACAGCAUGAGGCAUUUAGACGGGAGUGUGUCUCUGCUCAGGUUUGCAAAUUCAUGGAUGACCAGGCAAUAUUGUUGUGGCAACACUACACAAGGAGACGAACCAGGACAUUACAACCGCCUGACGCUCCAGCGCCACCAACAGCACCAAAUUCCAACCAGCACGGUCCACCGAGACAACAAUCAUGAAGUGGCCAUAAAUUGUAACUAAUCAUAUUCAAUGUUGAGAACUUUAAAAGAAUCUGAGUAAGACAGUGUAUUUCAAACAGGUGAAUGUGUGUGAGGUAAGUUAGAUUUUGUUUAUAAUGUCUACAGUAAGCUCUAUUCCCUUUUUUGUUUUCAAAACUAUUAGACGAUAUUAUGUUAUAUCUGGUUUUAAAAUAAAUUCUGGGUACGCCUAAAGCAAAGGGGGCGCAAAGUAAGGACUUAGAAAAUUUUUGUUCUAAGAAAACUUGGUAUACACUCCAAUAAUUGUAAAAAUUAGUUUAAGCUAAAAUUAAUUCAAUAAAAUAGGUUUUGUAAUGAGCAA
Messenger RNA from Colias croceus (clouded yellow), 893 nucleotides. RefSeq names its product mediator of RNA polymerase II transcription subunit 31 (gene MED31). The coding region runs from base 131 to 553 and encodes 140 amino acids. Gene Ontology annotation, biological process: regulation of transcription by RNA polymerase II. NCBI's taxonomy places the organism in Eukaryota, Metazoa, Arthropoda, Insecta, Lepidoptera, Pieridae. The transcript is spliced from 4 exons. Gene Ontology annotation, cellular component: core mediator complex; mediator complex. The record is from RefSeq and is a predicted model, not a curated record. Gene Ontology annotation, molecular function: transcription coregulator activity.